ACCAGAAGAAGAAGAAGAAGAAGAAGCUCUCUCCGGCCGCCAUGGCUCUGCUCUGCUACCACAGAGGCUGCGGCCUGAAGUUUGACGCCCAGGAGAACCAGGAGAACCAGGAGAACCAGGAGGACUGCAUCUUCCAUCCAGGUGUGCCCAUCUUCCACGAUGCCCUGAAGGGUUGGUCCUGCUGUAGGAAAAGGACGACGGACUUCUCAGAGUUUCUCUCUAUUAAGGGCUGCACCCGCGGGUGCCACAGCAACGAGAAGCCCCAGGAGCCUCUGCGUCCCGAGGUGUCAUCGGACAAAGUAGAGAUGAGACGCACCAACGGGGAAGAGAUGAUCUACCGGGGGCCCAAAUCUGCUGAGACGCUGCAGAAAGAGAGACCCAGUUCAGAGGAACCAAGGACCAAGCUGCCCUACAAAGUGUCGGCAUCGCUGGCUCAGGUUCUGGAGAAACUGGACAUCAGCAACAAGGCUGAGGAAGAGAAGAAAGAAGGUCAGGAGGUCAUGACCGGGACCCGAUGCAAGAACGCAGGAUGCAAAGCAGUCUUUCGAGGCCCGGAGACGGACGCGGAGGUCUGCACCCACCACCCCGGGGGGCCCGUCUUCCACGAAGGGUAUAAGUACUGGAACUGCUGCUGCAUCAGGACCAUAGACUUCAACGCUUUCCUGGACCAGAAAGGCUGCAGCACGGGGAAGCACCGCUGGGUGCCCAAGCAGGACAAGAAGAAGGUGGCGUGUCGGUACGACUGGCACCAGACGGGAAAUGAUGUCGUCGUCACGAUUUAUGCCAAGAACGCAAAUCCACAACUCUCCAGCAUCGAGGCCAACCGGACGGUGCUCUCGUGUCAAAUACAGUUCGAGAACGAGAAGAUUUUCAAGCGAGAUUUCCACUUCUGGGGCGUGGUCGACGUGAAGCAGAGCUCGGUCCACAUGGUCCCGUCCAAAGUGGAGGUCACCCUCCACAAGGCCGACCAGGUGGCCUGGGGCAAGCUGGAGGACCCCAACCGCAAACCGGAGCCCGAGCCCGAGGACGAGUCCUACGGCCAGACCGCCGAGCCCGACGACCACGACAUCGCCGACGACGACAUCAGCGACUCGGACGAGGAGUGGGCCUACGACACGCGGCAGAACACCCCCCAGGGGGUGGAGAAGUGGGAGGGGCCCCGGGAGAAAAAGGGCGACGCCGAGCUCCUGAAGACCAAGGAGGUGGAGGAGGAGAUGAAGGCGGCGCUGGAGGAGAAGAGGAGGGCGGAGGAGGAGAGGGCGAAGCUGGAGGAGCAGAGACGGGAGGAGGCGGGAGGAGGAUACGAGGACAUGCCGGAGCUCGAGUAACUCCUCUGAGGAGGCGAGGAAAC
Molecule: messenger RNA, 1351 nt
Organism: Cyclopterus lumpus (lumpfish)
Lineage: Eukaryota; Metazoa; Chordata; Actinopteri; Perciformes; Cyclopteridae
Exons: 11
Coding region: 42-1328 (428 amino acids)
Source: RefSeq, a predicted model, not a curated record